This is a messenger RNA of Gossypium arboreum, 1023 nucleotides long. RefSeq names its product protein phosphatase 2C 32. Gene Ontology annotation, biological process: protein dephosphorylation. The record is from RefSeq and is a predicted model, not a curated record. Gene Ontology annotation, molecular function: protein serine/threonine phosphatase activity. Lineage: Eukaryota; Viridiplantae; Streptophyta; Magnoliopsida; Malvales; Malvaceae.
AUGGCUAGACAAAGAAAUGGUUCGUACGUACAAUGUGGCGAUUCUCCAACUUUGGGAGAAGAUGGUGGUGCCACAACUUUUGCUUUGGUUUCAGACCGAAGAUAGAGCAUAAGAAAGUCUUCGAUUGGUUCGAAGAUAAGAAAUAUACAUCAUAAGUAAAAGUCAUUAUAAAAGAAGCUAUUUCCUUAGAGUCAUGAUUGGCACAUAGACGAGAUUUAUGUUGAUGAGAGAAUAGUUUAAUCUUUGUGACCUCUUAGGAGGUGCAAGUUUGGAGUUGUGGAUCAUGAUGUUGUCUUGCGAGCAAUGGCUCUAGUGCUAGAAAGUAUCGAAGAGGCUCAUAUAGAAAUGGUGGAAAAGGCUCUUGAUGUAAACCCGAUGCUCGCUUUGAUAGUAUCAUGUAUUCUAGUAAUGUUAAUGAAUGACCAAGAUGUAUAUGUCAUGAACCUUGGGAAUAGCCAUGUGGUCUUAGUAUAAGAAAAACCAAACGAUUGUCACUCGAAUCCAAAUCUUGUGAAGGAUGAUUUGAAGCAUAGAAAUAGAUCGAGUGAAUCAUUGUUGCAUAUGGAGUUAGGUAGAAUAUCCGAAAAGUCUCGCAUGCAUAAUGAAAAUGGGUCGAUUAGUAUAGUAAACAAGAAUCGAGACAUCUCUAUAUGCCAGUUGAAGAUGAAUGUGGUUCAACUUUCCUUUGACCACAACACGAGUAUUGAAGAGGAAAUCUCGAGAAUAAAAACAGAACAUCCCUAUAAUGACAAAGCCAUUUUGAAUGAUAGGGUGAAGAGGUAAUUGAAAGUCAAACGAGCAUUUGGUGUCAGUUUCCUAAAGAAGCUUGUAGAAGCUCUGUUAGAGAUAUUUUGAAUUGAUCAUAUAGGAAAUGCUCAUUAGCUUAGCUGCAUACCCUCUAUUGUUCACAAUCAACUCUCUUCAAGUGAUCGAUUCUUGGUAUUAUCAUUCGACGGGCUUCACUAAUAUUUUAGCAACAAAGAGGUUGUUCAUGUCAUAUGGUUUAUGGAAAAUCAGAGAUAG